Molecule: messenger RNA, 1269 nt
Organism: Drechmeria coniospora
Lineage: Eukaryota; Fungi; Ascomycota; Sordariomycetes; Hypocreales; Ophiocordycipitaceae
Product: glutamate decarboxylase
Exons: 3
Coding region: 1-1269 (422 amino acids)
Biological process (GO): L-glutamate catabolic process
Cellular component (GO): cytosol
Molecular function (GO): pyridoxal phosphate binding; glutamate decarboxylase activity
Source: RefSeq, a predicted model, not a curated record
AUGACGGAAUCGCUCUCCAAAAAUUUCAUCGACUAUGAAGAGUACCCUCAGUCGGCCGACAUACAGAGCCGCUGCGUCAACAUGAUCGGCAAUCUCUUCCACGCUCCCACCGGCAGCGCCCUGGGCACCUCGUCCGUCGGUUCCUCCGAGGCCAUCAUGCUCUCCGUCCUCGCCAUGAAGCGUCGCUGGAAGAUGCGCCGUCAGGAGGAGGGCAAAUCCACCGAGAACCCCAACCUCAUCAUGUCGUCGGCAGUCCAAGUCUGCUGGGAAAAGGCCACCCGUUACUUUGAGAUUGAGGAAAAGUUUGUCUACUGCACGCCCACCCGCUACGUUAUCGAUCCCGAAGAGAUGGUCGACCUGUGCGACGAAAACACCAUCGGUUGCGUCCUCAUCCUCGGAACCACCUACACGGGCGACUACGAGGAUGUCAAGGCCGUCAACGACUUGCUUGUGAAGAAGAAGAUCAACGUGCCCAUUCACGUCGACGCCGCCAGCGGUGGUUUCGUCGCUCCCUUUGUCGUCCCCGACCUGAAGUGGGACUUUCGGUGCGAAAAGGUCGUCUCCAUCAAUGUGUCUGGACACAAGUACGGCCUUGUCUAUCCCGGUGUCGGUUGGGUCGUCUGGCGCGCCCCGGAGUACCUUCCCAAAGACCUCAUCUUCAACAUCGACUACCUCGGAGCCCAGCAGUCCUCCUUUACACUCAACUUCUCCAAGGGCGCCUCCCAGGUCAUCGGCCAAUACUAUCAGCUCGUCCGCCUCGGCCGUCAGGGUUACCGCCAAAUCAUGAGCAACCUCACGCGAACGUCCGACUACCUGGCCGACUCGCUUGAGUCUCUCGGCUUCAUCAUCAUGUCCCAACGAGCCGGCCGAGGCCUUCCCCUCGUCGCCUUUCGCUUCCCAGGGCCCCAAGAUGGCCAUAAGGAGAAGCACUUUGACGAGUUCGCCCUGGCCCACCACCUGCGCUCUCGUGGCUGGGUCGUUCCCGCUUACACGAUGGCUCCGAACACGAAAAAGCUCAAGAUGCUGCGCGUCGUCGUCCGCGAGGACUUCUCGCGUAGUCGCUGUGACUUGCUUCUCGACGACAUCAAGCUGUGCUGUGGCCUUCUCGAAGAUAUGGACCGCGAGUCCAUCAAGAAACAGGAGGAAUACAUUCGCACGCACAUCAUCUCAUCGGGCCAAACCAAGCAUCCCAAGCACAAGGUUCACGAGUUCAAGAAGGACGAUCACUCCCUACAAGGCAAGACUGGCAAGACGCAUGCCCCUUGUUAA